Messenger RNA from Haliotis rufescens (red abalone), 2142 nucleotides. Its product is annotated as geranylgeranyl pyrophosphate synthase-like. The record is from RefSeq and is a predicted model, not a curated record. Gene Ontology annotation, molecular function: prenyltransferase activity. Gene Ontology annotation, biological process: isoprenoid biosynthetic process. The transcript is spliced from 12 exons. The coding region runs from base 187 to 1146 and encodes 319 amino acids. Lineage: Eukaryota; Metazoa; Mollusca; Gastropoda; Lepetellida; Haliotidae.
ACACGUGAAAUGAAUGCCGACGUUUCCGGGUGAUGCUGGAUGAGUUAGGUGCUCAAUAUAACUGUUGCACAUCUCAUUAACAGCAAGCAUAUAUAAUCUCGGGUGUCACUGGGAGUGUAUAUUUGCGCGAUACAAAUUCGAGGUUUGAUCGAUCUCUGCAGUAGGAAGGACCUUCAUACAUUUGAGAUGCAAGACAGCCAACAGCCAACUAACAACUCCAAAAAAAUGAGUGCUGUGCCUUUGCAGACAAGUUUCACAGAUGAGGUAAUUGAGAAGGUGCUCCUUGAACCAUACGAUUACAUCUGCCAGAUUCCUGGCAAGAAGAUCAGGACCAAGCUGGCAGCAGCCCUCAACUACUGGCUGAAGAUCCCAGAAGACAAGCUUGUGCAGAUUGGAGAAGUAAUACAGAUGCUUCACAACGCCAGUCUACUAAUAGAUGACAUCGAGGAUAAUUCCAAGCUGAGGCGAGGAAUACCAGUGGCACACAGUAUUUACGGAAUUCCACAGACAAUCAACACUGCCAAUUAUGUGUACUUCCUAGCGCUGUCAAAACUCCACAGCCUCGGUCAUCCGGAGGUCAAUACAGUAUUUACAGAGCAGCUGCUGGAGCUUCAUCGCGGGCAGGGGAUGGACAUCUACUGGAGAGAUGCGGUGCUGUGCCCCACAGAAGAGGACUACAAGACCAUGGUGAUACGCAAGACAGGUGGACUGUUUGGUCUAGCUGUUCGACUUAUGCAACUAUUCAGUGACAACAAGAGUGACUUUAAACCUUUGUUAGAUGUACUAGGAUUGUACUUCCAGAUCCGAGACGACUAUGCCAACCUAUAUUCCAAAGAGUAUGAAGCCAACAAGAGCUACUGUGAAGACCUGACAGAGGGCAAGUUCUCCUUCCCUCUCAUCCAUGCCAUCCGGUCCAGCCCAGACAACAACCAGAUCAUCAACAUUUUACGACAGAGAACAACGGACAAUGACUUGAAGAAGUACUGUGUAGACUACAUGAUGAAGAUCGGGUCCUUUGACUACACCAAGCAGACACUGGUCAGCCUGGAGCAGAGAGCCCUGGAGCUAAUUGAGGAACAAGGUGGAAACCCUACGCUGUCAAGUCUUGUGGGAGAGCUGAAGAAAGUAUACACAGAGGAAUCAUAGUAGAUGGUGGAGACUCAAUGAAACCUCAUCUAUACAAUACUGUUGUAGGCCUAGUGGAAGGCCAAGUCUGUGAUGGAUGUCGUCGUGUGCUCAAGUCGUGGCAGAUGGGAUGAUAAUGAUGAUGACUAAGUGCUGGUAGGAUGAAAGUGAACAAAUGAAUGUCACAUAUCGGUGUCUGCAGUUGCCAGCAACUUGUGACAGUUUUUCUGUUGUGUGUAAACUUAAUACAGGCUUGAAUCUCAAGCCCCCCCAAAGAGGUCCAAAAUAUGUGUGACAAUGAAAAUCAGUAAACGAAUGCAGAUGACAUUUUGAAUAUGUAUGAAUAUGAAUGAGAAAACCCUAUUUUGUCAAAGGUCACUGCCAUCAUAUAAAAAGACUAACCAAAAAAAUAUUCACUGCAGGGAAAAAAACAUUGGUGUCGGCCUGACUCGGCCAUCCUCAAGUCAGGGUCUUGAACUCAAAGUAGCAAAUCGUAGUUGUAUUCUUUAUUUCAAUGGCUACCCUUCCAAGUGAGGGUCAUAUCAGCAUCAGAUUACUACAGCCUACUUUCUUGGGAUAUUCUAUUGCUCUUCAAUUCCAGACAUGGGUACAAUGUGUGAAGCCCAUUUCUGGUGUUCUCCGCCGUGAUAUUGCUGGAAUACUGCUAAAAGCGGCGUAAAACCAAACUCAUUCACUAUUGCUCUUCGUGCAUCUCUGAGUAGGGUUACACAUCUCUGUUCAUUUUUAAUGGUAUAUUUCUUUCCAGUUAAAGCUACAGCGUAAAUACUGAUAGGUUUGUGUUGUAGUUGUGAAUGUAUCAUUGUGUUCGUGGCCGAGAUAGAUGCUGGUUGUGAGAUGUGAUCGUGAGAUGUGAUCGUGUGACGUUCCAGUUGUACAGCCAAAUACUCAAAGCAUUGUUUUCUGUUAUACACUUUUACCAUCAAAUUUGCCUUCUUUUUGUCCAUUUCCCCUUAAAAAAGGGCAUUUCUGUGCAUUGAUUAAACAGUCUCAUGUCGA